AUGAUUGUUACAUCUCGCAGGCGACCGACCUUAUUCGUUGUCGCAUUGAUUACUUUAUUCCUCGCUAUAACCUUUUGCUACCAUUCGUACACCGAUAAUGAGGCACUCAUUGCUUUGUUACCAUAUAGCGCUAAAUUCUCAAACUCUACAAUAUCAACUUCCCUGAUCUCACUAUCUCUGCACUCCUCUCAGCCUCAAGAAUCAGAUUCUUCCCCAAACCCAAGAACCUCGAGGCUACAUUAUCUCAUUCCAGCCAGCCUACCGAAUCUGCAUUUCUGCUAUAAUCUUGUUUCCUCGGCAGUCAACCGCUACCCAGUUCCUACACUACUUGGAUGGCAUGGAGUUGACGAAUUUGACGCAGCAAAUACUCACCUAGCAAAAUUGCGCGCCAUGGAACGAUAUUUCAACUCGCUUCCAUCUGCAGAAGACGAUGACUUGGCAAUCAUAGUCGAUGGCUACGACAUUCUCAUCCAGUUACCUCCAGAGAUCAUGAUCGAGCGAUACUUUCAGAUUGCCGAGCGUGCUGAUGCUCAGUUAGCAAGCCGCUUUGGCGUAAGUGUCCGCGAGCUUCACAAACGCGGUCUUCGCCAGACCAUCUUUCUGGGACCCGACAAAAUCUGCUGGCCCAUCGAUCCUCUGGCGCCUCGUUGCUGGGUUGCUCCCGAAUCACCUAUUCCGCGGUCCGCCUGGGGACCGAACAAAGGAGAUUGGGAGAUAAUAUAUUCCGAUCCUCGAUGGCUCAACUCGGGAACCAUCAUGGGGCCGAUUGGUGACCUGAGGAAAUAUAUCGCCGCCACCAUGGACGAAAUCACGGCGACGCAUGAUCCUGCGUAUGAGUUUAGAGAGUCGGAUCAGUACUAUCUCUCUAAUGUCUGGGGAAGGCAGGAAUACUGGCGCUCGAGGGUGAUGAAGGGCAGAGCCCCGGCAGGUCCACCAGGCAGGAUCAUCCCGGUUAAAAAUAGUCCUUUUCAGAAGACUGAGUAUCACGUCGCCAUCGAGUACGAGUCCGCCCUGUUCCAAACCAAGGCUGGAUAUGAGCCUUAUUUUGGAUAUCUACAGUUCAACGAAUCCGAUUUGACAGCUAGACUUACCGCUGACAUCCUCCAGGAAGGGUCUGCGUUUGAGCCUUCUGCGAUAAAGAUGCCUGAGAAUAUUGCUGCCUCGCUGAGCAAAUUGUAUAACGCCAUCCCGGAGGCUCAUCCUGGAUCUACAUCGGAAGACUGGCUAAGCAUUGUUCAACUGGGCGUCAACUUCAUCACAAAUCAUAUCUAUGGCCUGUGGCACUGCACAGGACCCAAAGACUUCGUUGGGCUUGAGUAUCCUACUCUAUGGUUCUACCCCUUUGUCAAAUCCCUACUCAAGGCAGCAGUUAAAGCGUCCCAAGCCGGUGAACCCCUGACGCAGAAACUCAUUGACGGUCGAAAAUGGGCUCCCAAGAACUAUUAUCCCACCUCUGCUGAUUUGAAUGACGAAUUUGGCGGGGCUUGGUCAGAUUUGAAUGACGAGUUUGUUCCUUGGCGAGAUCUUUGUCAACCUCACAAUGAGGUGCUAUUCCAAGGGGAAGAGAAAGGGUCUGAACUACAUCUAGGUAGUCUCUGAGGAUGGCUAAAGUUUGGAUAAGGGGGGAUAUAAAUACAAGGUAUGGUUUGGCGUCUUUCACAUGGAGUUUGGCCAAAGGGAUUCUUUCUAUAGACAGUUCGACAAGGUUUCUGGUGUAUGGCGUUUGGGUAGGUAUUGGAUUUGCGUUAUUGCAUUGAAGAAAGAUUGUACAUUGUGGGAUACGGUUUGGUGGAGGUAGCAACAGAAGAGAUAGAUGUGAGCGGCGUUGCAUUUCAAUACCCAUUUUUCAUCAAAGGUGCUCACUUAGACAAAAUGAGAUACUACGGCACUCUUAAUGCACU
Molecule: messenger RNA, 1901 nt
Organism: Trichoderma harzianum CBS 226.95
Lineage: Eukaryota; Fungi; Ascomycota; Sordariomycetes; Hypocreales; Hypocreaceae
Exons: 2
Coding region: 1-1599 (532 amino acids)
Source: RefSeq, a predicted model, not a curated record